Molecule: messenger RNA, 5421 nt
Organism: Xiphophorus hellerii (green swordtail)
Lineage: Eukaryota; Metazoa; Chordata; Actinopteri; Cyprinodontiformes; Poeciliidae
Product: collagen alpha-1(XXVIII) chain-like
Exons: 36
Coding region: 314-3922 (1202 amino acids)
Molecular function (GO): serine-type endopeptidase inhibitor activity
Source: RefSeq, a predicted model, not a curated record
CAUUUAACUUCAGGAUCACAAUGACUGAAAUUGAGGGAGUCCCAUGAGAGACGGAGUGAGCUCUCAACUUUCUUUCUUUCUUUUUUUUCUUUUCUUUUUUUAAUUUAGCUGCUGAUUCUGGACCUUGGAAUUAGUGUGUGGUGUCUAAUUUGGCUGCAGAUUCUCAGCUAAGGUCCGACAUCUGGAGGAACCCAAAUGACCUGCAGAUGGAAACCUGAAUGAAGAGGUUCUCCUUUGUCUUCCUGGAUAUUUUUCAUUACUGACAGGAGAGCUGAAAGAGUGGAGCAACAUUGGAAGCCCUCUGAGAAAAGUCAUGGUUCCCUCUCUGCACUGGCUGCUCCUGCUGUGGAGACUUCAGGCUGUGUGGGCUCAAGACUAUGAAGAAUAUGAAGAUGAGGUUGUGACCACAAGGAGGAAAAACAAACUCUUCACACCAAAUUCCAUACCACAGAAUGGCAAAUCUUCUAUCGAUGAAGACUGCAGUUUGGAGUUGGCCUUCCUGGUCGACAGCUCAGAGAGCGCCAAGGACAACCACAAUCAGGAGAAACGUUUUGUUUCCGACGUAAUGGACCGACUGCAGGGCCUCCGGCUGGAGAGUGGCCGCGGACUCAGCUCCCGUGCGGCCCUCCUUCAAUACAGCAGCCAGGUCAAGAUAGAGCAGACCUUCAGAGACUGGAGGGGCAUUGAAAACUUCAAAGCCAGAGUUGCUCCCAUUCAAUACAUAGGCCACGGCACCUACACCACCUACGCCAUCACCAACCUGACGCGCAUUUACUUGGAGGAGUCAGGCACCAAAAGCAUCAAGGUGGCCGUCCUGCUCUUUGACGGCAUCUCGCACCCAAGGAACCCAAACAUAUUUGACGCUGUGGACGAUGCGAGGAACCAAGGCGUUCGGUUCUUCACUAUAGGAAUCACACCUGAAGCCAACGAAGCAACCAACAUUGCACAGCUGCGUCGAAUUGCUAGUUCCCCAGCUACCCGCUACCUUCACAACUUGCAAGAUGUUGGCAUUGUGGAUAAGGUCAUCAAGGAGAUUACAGCGCUGGCAGAAGAAGGUUGUCCACUCGAAUUGAACCCGUGCAAAUGUGAUAAAGGUGACAGAGGACCCAGUGGCCCUGCGGGCAAGAAAGGACGUCCUGGAGAUGAUGGAAGCCCUGGCGCAAAGGGACAGAAGGGUGAAAGUGGUCUCAGUGGACUUCCAGGCCGCGAAGGAGCCGAGGGUAAAUCAGGAUACAAAGGAGAGAAGGGAGAGAGAGGAGAGUGUGGCACACCAGGCGUUAAAGGAGACAGAGGCCCUGAAGGUGUUAUUGGUCCAAGAGGAAACCGUGGACUUCAGGGUUUGCCAGGUCCACUGGGUGAUGUGGGACCUGAAGGAAUCAUGGGAAAAAAAGGGGAGCGGGGGCUUCCUGGACCACCUGGAAUCCAAGGUGAGACUGGGAUCGGCCUUCCAGGAUCAAAGGGGGAUGUUGGUUUCCAGGGGCAACCGGGGCCUCCCGGCCCUACGGGGAUCGGCGAGCCCGGACCACCGGGUCCUCAGGGGCCACAGGGAGUCCAAGGAGAGAGAGGACCGACAGGAGAAGGUAUCCCUGGUCCUAAGGGCGAGCGAGGCAUAGAGGGGCCGCGGGGGCCCAGAGGACAGCCGGGCCUAGGAAUCAAAGGAGACAAGGGGGAUUUUGGCCCUCCAGGAUUUCCAGGGCCCCUGGGCCUUCCAGGUCUAGGCAUCCAAGGAGAAAAGGGAACAGAGGGCCCCAGGGGGCCACCUGGAAUAAGAGGCCCACCGGGAGAGGGCUUUUCUGGACCCAAGGGAGACCAAGGGCUGCCGGGAGAAGUGGGGGCUCCAGGAGAAAGAGGAGCUGGUGAGCCCGGUGCCAAGGGUGAACCAGGAUCACCAGGACUGUCAGGUUUGCCUGGACUUCCUGGAGAAGACGGAGCUCCAGGACAAAAGGGUGAACCAGGAGCCGUUGGUCUUAGAGGUCCAGAAGGUUCGCCUGGGAUUGGCACUCAGGGAGAAAAGGGUGACCAAGGCCAAAGAGGAAUAAGAGGGCUGACAGGUCCGCCUGGCAUUGCUGGACCCUCAGGACCAAAGGGAGAACCAGGGUCACAGGGACGGCCCGGUUCUGCUGGACCACCGGGACGUUUCAUCACCGGACCCAAGGGCGAUCCUGGACCAGGUGGACCUCCUGGUCCAAUCGGCGAGACUGGCUUUGGACUGCCUGGCCCAAAGGGCGAUCGAGGUGACUCGGGCCCCGCAGGUCCAUUUGGCCCCAAAGGAGACGGCUAUCCCGGCCCCAUGGGUCCUCCUGGUCUGCCGGGGCUUCCUGGAGAACCCGGGUCAGAGGGCGUGGGCAUCCCAGGACCAAAGGGGGACAUUGGAUUCCGAGGGCCGCCAGGUUUACCUGGACCCCCAGGGGAAGGCGUCCAGGGACCUCUGGGUAACCCCGGGCGACCAGGUCCACCUGGCCCAGCAGGGCCACAGGGACUAGGACUUCAAGGCCCCAAGGGUGAACAGGGGGCCCAGGGUGUGACAGGACCCAGAGGUGUACCUGGAGAGGGCUUUCCAGGAGCCAAAGGUGACCGGGGCUCAUCAGGAGAGAGGGGGCUUAAAGGAUUCAAGGGAGAAAUAGGAGAUUCGGGAAUCCCGGGGCAACCUGGUCUUCCAGGCAUAAAAGGGGAAGCAGGCCUCACUAGAGAGGACAUCAUUCGAAUGAUCAAAGAGAUCUGUGGAUGUGGGAUCAAGUGCAAGGAGAGGCCCAUGGAGUUGGUGUUUGUCAUUGACAGUUCAGAGAGCGUGGGGCCCGAUAACUUUGAGAUCAUCAAGCGUUUCGUGACCAUUCUGGUGGAUCGGGUCACGGUAGGCCGCAACGCCACAAGGAUCGGUUUGAUAUUGUACAGCUUGGAGGUGAAAUUGGUGUUCAACUUGGCCCGCUACAACACCAAAGAGGACAUCAAGGAGGCCAUCAGGAACAUCCCGUACAUGGGCGAGGGCACCUAUACCGGGACAGCCAUCCGGAAAGCCACACAGGAGGCCUUCUAUAGCUCCCGCCUCGGCGUCAGCAAGGUGGCCAUUGUGAUUACCGACGGGCAGACGGACAAACGGGAGCCGGUCAAGCUGGAUAUAGCCGUGCGGGAAGCCCACGCUGCCAACAUCGAGAUGUUCGCCCUGGGGAUUGUGAACACGUCAGAUCCAACGCAGGCCGACUUCCUGAGAGAGCUCAACCUGAUCGCGUCGGAUCCGGACAGCGAGCACAUGUUCCUGAUCGAUGACUUCAACACUUUGCCAGCUCUCGAGUCCAAGCUGGUCAGUCAGUUCUGUGAGGACGAAAACGGAGCCCUGAUAUACAACCGGAUAACAAACGGCUACAACGGAAACAACGGCUACAACGGCAACAGGAUCACUGGGAGCUACGCCACCGGUGGCUAUGGUUACAAGCCCAUAACUCAGCAGGACCAUCUCAGCGGCCAGCAGGCUGGUGUUGCCACCCACAGUAAAGGAUCCAGCUCUGUUCAUGGAGGAGGAGGGCAACGUGUAACCACAGUGAUAACCACCUCAGGAAGUGAACGCGGGGACACGUUUAACCGCGGCACCUCCGACUACAAAACUCCGCCUCCUGCCAGAGGGGGCUCAUCUUCCUCAUCUUCAUCUUCUACAAACAUAAGCAUAUCAUCUUCAGGUGUUUCUGUGUCGUACGUUCCCCCGCCAAGGCCAGCUCUGCCCAAAGAGACCGUACCCCUGGACCCUCGCUGCGGGCUGGUUCUGGACCAGGGAACAUGUCGAGAAUAUAACAUCCGCUGGUACUACGACAAGCAGGCCAACGCUUGCGCCCAGUUCUGGUACGGAGGCUGCGGCGGCAACAGGAACCGCUUCGACACCGAGGAGGAGUGUAAGAGAACAUGUGUGGUCUCCAGAGUCACAGGAGGCUGAGUGAAGGCAUCUUCUGCAUCUUCUGCUUCUACUUCAAUUUUUCACCAGAUUGCAGAAAGUCGGGUCAAAACUUCUCAGGCAAAACCCACACACACCAGUUUUGUUGUUGUUUUUUUGAUAUUUUGCAACUUAUCACAAAAAUGAUUUUGUAAAAAAAAAAAAAAGUGUUAUAGACGUUUUCAUGUUUUUUGGUGAUCAUUUCUACUCAGGUACCGAUGACCUUUCACCUACACUUGAUUAUGUUUUUCCCCCCUCAUGCUCAGUGAGUGCUUGAAGAUAGUGAAAAAAAAUAAAACUGUUUGCACAACAUGGACAAUCAUAACUCUGCAACUUAACAAGUAGCAUCAGUGAAUCAGUACGGUGUAAAGCCAAACUAUCUGUCAGUACUUUUAUUUAGGUUCUAACAGUCAGAGCCAGUAACAUAGAGGUUCACUUUUAUAACUUAUGUCAGUAGUAUUUUAAAAGUCUUGAAUCUUCCCUCAUUUGUUUAUUAUUAUUAUUAUUAUUAUUUUUUGCUUUCAGGAUGUUAAACAAUAGUAGGUGAGAUUGCAUUUCCAGACUUUUAAGCCACAUUAUGCUAAUUCAUGUAACACUAAGAUCUAGAAAAUUUAGUACACAUUUGAAUCCAGCUUUUUUGGGGAAAAUUUUUAAAAACUAAAACCUGGUGUGCAAAGUUGCUAAAAUCUUGGAUUCUCUUUCACCCAAACUAUGUAAAGUACACAUAAAAAUUUGCAUUAAUGUUUGAAUGUAUGCCCUUUAGCAAGUUACACGGGAGCCUUUUGUUUUGUCCACACUAAACUGAAUGCAGAACUUAAAUUAAAACAAGUAUUAAAGGGGCAGUUUUAUGUAAAAUCAACUUUUUGUAGCCUUACACAAUGUUGGGAUGUUAUUCCCUUAUCAAAAACACACCUGGAGUGAUGCUUUGAUUCUUUCAUGUGCAUUUGAGAAAGCCUUUAAUCUCCCAUGGCAACCGUUCAGCUGUACAAAACAGCUGAACGGUUGGUUGGACGUAGCUCCACCUUCGAAUUCUGAGCUUCUGCAUUACAGGGUAAAAUAUUUUACAUGCAUCUGGUUCAUAACUUUAACUUAAAAAAGAGAGUCUAAAGCAAAAUCUUUUAAAAUUCAUGGAAAAAACGCAAACUAAAAGAACAUGAGAGACGGUUGAAGAUUUUUUCACACUGAUGUGCAAACAUUAUAAAUAACUUCCUCUUUGUGAAAUAAUUGUGUACAAUUGUUUGUUUUUGAUAAUAUAAAAUGUGACUUUUUUUUCUUCUUUAUCCUUCCUUCCACUUGAGGUAAACUGUUAAACUGACGCACAUAUCGCCCUCUACUGGGCAACAGGUGGUCAUGCCUCUGAAUUUGAAGCUUCAAGUUCAGCAGGAGGCUGUUUGUUUUUAUAAUAUCCAGAUGUACUGACCGCAGAAAUGCGUACUUUACUGUACUGUGUAAUGCUUGGUUAAAAGUGUCGACCAUUGAAAUAAAUCAGAUAUUAAUUGAAA